UACUGGUCGUGAUAAUCUCUAUAAUCCAUNAAGAAUAGGCAGCCCAUGUAUGCGCGAAUGUGCAUGCAAGGGUGCAAGUUAAAGCAGCCGCACGCCCCUCCUCCCUCACAACCCAUCCGCAGGUCCCACAUGUUUUGGGCCAUACCCCCAUCGCUUGCACGACUAAACAAACACCAUCUAUUGUAACAUGUGGGCAGAAAGCCACUGGCAGUCCAUCACUGAAAAAAGAGCCAGCAGCGCCCAUCUUGAGGGGAGUGUGAUGACGUCGACCGUGAUACACAUGGAGAACGUGUGGAGCAUGCGCACAAGUUCCCGGUUGUCGUCAUCUCUCAUCCAGUUCCUCACUUUCCGCUGGCUUCCGUCUGGACCGGUAACAGACGCUGGGCUUCGAGGUCAUUUUUUUUCCCUAGGGCCCCGAAGCCGUUGGUGGCUUCGGCCAGGUUCUAGUCAUGGCCCACGGGGUCCCUUCUGACCACAAUUACUACCUUGUGGAGUGCAAGGAGGAAACAAAUGCUGGAGCCCAGGCAGGGGCCAUGGCCGCCACCUCAACUGAGGAGGCUCCAGGGGCUGUGGCGGUGGCGCAGCCAGCGGUGGCAAGCAGCCAUGACAGUCGCGGAGCCGUAGGCUGUGCCACUGUCGAGGAGAGUGAAAGCGACUCCUCCGACUCCUCCUCCGACGAGAGUGAUGACUCGAGCACCAGCGAUGAGGAUACUUCAGAUGCUGAGGAGGCGGCAGCUCCCUCGGUGGCUGCCGCUGCUGCUCCUCCAACUGUUCCUGCUGCCGCUGCUAUUCAGAUUCCGGGGCCGUACCGCUACCGCCCCCCUCGCCGCCAUGCUCGCCGUCGUCGUCGUGAACCGCCAUUCCACUUCGCACAGUGGCAGGUCGAGGAAAUGGAAAGCCUGUUUGAAGAGACCCAGUACCCGGAUGUGCUUACAAGGGGAGAGCUUGCAAGAACUUUGAAUGUGCCUGAGGUCAAAGUGAAGGUGUGGUUUACCAAUCGGAGAGCGAAGCAGAGGAAGAUUGAGAGACGUGAAAUGCUGAGAAAUAUUCCGCCUGGUGCCGAAGACUUCAUUUUCAUAACCGAUUUUGAAGAGCCUUCUUAAUGUGCCAUAUUUGGUCGGUAGACAAAUGGCAAAUUGGCAACCUCUGUGCCCAAUGCCAAGCUUAACUAUUCAGCAUGCAUGUUAACAAUAAAAGCAUGAAUUUCC
Molecule: messenger RNA, 1208 nt
Organism: Mus caroli (Ryukyu mouse)
Lineage: Eukaryota; Metazoa; Chordata; Mammalia; Rodentia; Muridae
Product: homeobox protein Rhox13
Biological process (GO): regulation of transcription by RNA polymerase II
Molecular function (GO): RNA polymerase II transcription regulatory region sequence-specific DNA binding; DNA-binding transcription factor activity, RNA polymerase II-specific
Source: RefSeq, a predicted model, not a curated record